AUGGAUGAUGGGACUGCACUUAAGUCACCAUUCCCUGAUUCAGAGAUCGAAAGCCAUGUCUUAGACAUCGCCAAAGAAGCCGCUAUUUAUCAUCGUAUUGGACCCCAUAAGAGGUUUGUUCAGCUACUGGGUCAUUCCAGGGAUGGUCUCCUGCUUGAAUAUAUGGGGAGCGGUGAUCUUAAGGCAUAUCUACAGACCCAUGGCUCGAUACCAACGAACCUCAAAUUGAAGUGGGCAUAUCAAGCCGCAGAGGCCGUCGAGCUCUUACAUAGAAAUGGGGUGAUUCAUUGCGACGUAAAACCACGAAACUUUCUGUUGGACGCGGCUCUUGACAUUAAGAUCAUUGACUUCUCCGUCGUCGCUCGACGGGUCGAAGCCCGCAUCUGGCGAGGGGAUCCGAUUCUUCCUUCCACGGCACUGGGCAGAUCCGCCCACAGUGGCUACGGAUCUGUUCGUCCUUGGAUCAACCUUGUUCGAGCUUAUUCAAGGCACUAA
Messenger RNA from Aspergillus affinis, 495 nucleotides. RefSeq names its product protein kinase family protein. The transcript has a single exon. Lineage: Eukaryota; Fungi; Ascomycota; Eurotiomycetes; Eurotiales; Aspergillaceae. Gene Ontology annotation, molecular function: ATP binding; protein kinase activity. Gene Ontology annotation, biological process: protein phosphorylation. Gene Ontology annotation, cellular component: cytoplasm. The record is from RefSeq and is a predicted model, not a curated record. Bases 1 to 495 code for a protein of 164 amino acids.